Messenger RNA from Epinephelus fuscoguttatus (brown-marbled grouper), 3525 nucleotides. It is a transcript of the gene aasdh, whose product is annotated as aminoadipate-semialdehyde dehydrogenase. The coding region runs from base 169 to 3504 and encodes 1111 amino acids. Gene Ontology annotation, biological process: amino acid activation for nonribosomal peptide biosynthetic process. NCBI's taxonomy places the organism in Eukaryota, Metazoa, Chordata, Actinopteri, Perciformes, Serranidae. The record is from RefSeq and is a predicted model, not a curated record. The transcript is spliced from 14 exons. Gene Ontology annotation, molecular function: protein binding.
UUACGCGACAAACAGUAACACGAUGCCAGCGUCCGUCCAACUGCCUCGAUAUAAACAAGACUUCAUUCCUCUGAAUUAAUCAAUAAAUGAAUCAUAAUAUGAUUUACGGGCUUGUGUCCAGACUCGGGACUUCCGGAGAAUGAGCCGGUGGUCUUUGAACGGCUCAAUAUGGCUGCUGCUCGGACUCUGCAGGAGUUUGUAUCCGCCGCUGCCUCUCUGCACCCCGACAGAGCAGCUGUGACAUAUGACAGCGGGUCAGAGUCAGACAGCCCGGUGUCUUUGCUCUACAGAGAUCUGGUUCAACUGUCCGGUGAACUGUCUCAUAUCCUACGACAGACCUGCUCUCCUAAUAACGGCCUGAUCGGACUGUAUUGUUGUGAUGAUGUAUUCAUACCUGUGUGGAUUCUGGGGAUCCUGCAGACACCUGCUGCUUAUGUCCCUCUGGACCCAGAAGCUCCAGGACUCCUCUCUGCCAGAGUCAUGACCCAGUGUGGCCUUAAGUACUGUGCUGUGAAGACCGACACCCUGCAGCAAUUCCAGGCAGCUCUCGCCCAACAUGUGUCUGUGGAGGUUUGUGUGGUGUUGCCAAAGUUCAAACUCACCCUGAUACGAGUUGAGCUGCUGCCAGUCGCUGAGCACCGACCAGGACCAGAGCAAACCGGAGCUCAGACAGCAGAUGGUGCUGGUUUAAAGGAGGCUGUGCACAAAGACUUGGCGUAUGUGCUGCACACAUCUGGAACUACUGGCCUUCCGAAGAUCGUGAGGGUGCCACACAAGUGUAUACUCCCCAAUAUACAGCACCUGAGAUCUUUGUUUCAGAUGAGUGCAGACGAUGUGGUUUUCCUCGCCUCGCCCUUGACCUUUGACCCCUCUGUGGUGGAUAUGUUCCUGGCCUUAUCAUCCGGGGCUCAGCUCCUCAUCGUCCCCACUGUGAUCAAGAAAAUGCCCAGUCGACUGGCUCGACUUCUGUUCAGGAAUCACAAGACGACCGUCCUGCAGGUCACACCGACACUGCUCAGCCGCUUCGGGCGCCGUAUCCUAAAACAGGAAGUGUUGUCAUCUGGCUCCUCGUUGCGUGUGUUGGCUCUGGGUGGAGAGGCCUGCCCCUCGCCAGCUCUGCUGAGGAGCUGGAGGCACGAGGACAACAAAACCCACAUCUACAAUAUCUACGGUGUCACUGAAGUGUCCUGCUGGGCCUGCUCUUAUAAAAUACCAGAGUCUCUACUGCAGUCUGACAACCUCACGUCGUCCUUUGUGCCUCUUGGGACUCCCCUGAUGGACACAGUGGUGGAAGUAAGAGAUGAACACGGCCGAAUUGUUACAGAGGGCGAAGGUCAGGUGUUCAUAGGUGGAGAGGACAGAGUGUGUCUCCUGGAUGAUGAGGAGACCGUCGUCCCCGGGACGAUGAGAGCAACUGGAGACUGGGUGAAUGUUGAAGACACGCAGCUGUACUACCUGGGACGCAGAGACAGGCUGAUCAAACGCCACGGCAAACGAGUCAACUUGGACAGCCUGCAGCAGCUUAUACAGAGUCUGCCCCAGGUGGAGGCCUGUGCCGUGGUUCUGCAAGAAGCCUCUCGACUGCUCGCCUUUGUCGUGGCGUCCACAUCUGGAGACCAAAAAGCAGAUUCUCCUCUCACAUCUGUACUGGGGCAUGCGGAACAAACAGCCUCAGCCGAGCGUGGUGAAGACCUCCCCUCUGCAGUAAAGCACUGUCAGGAGGAGCCGGGUGGCACAGACGGAGAUCUGAGCAGACUCAUCCUGAACCAGCUGUCUCUGCUGCUGCCGUCUUACAGCGUUCCCGACACGCUGCUGCUGGUCCCGGCCUUGUGUUUGACUCCUCAUGGAAAAGUGGACGUGAAGGCACUUCUAGAUAUUUACCAAAGACAGAGACGGUGUUUAGAGUCUUCACGGGGCGAUUUCAACAAACUGAAGCAAACUCUGCAGUCCUUGUGGCAGAAAGCUCUAGAUCUGCCUGAAGAUGAAACCAUCAACGAGGAAUCCAACUUCCUGUUGAGUGGAGGAGAUUCUCUGAAGGCACUACACCUGUGUGAAGACAUCCUCACUGCUGUGGGAGCGACCUCACCGGAGCUUUUGGAGGUUAUACUUGACGGGACCUUCUCAGACGUGCUGCGGCACGCUGAGAGAGUUACACUGAUGGUGCCACUUGAGAACAGCCGGUCUUCUCCGUCUGAGGCCAAGAAACGCCACUCUGACGCUCCCCCUGUGGUGCCAGCAAAGAGAGGACGCACAGAUUCCACAGCAGCAGAGAGGCCGCAGGGGGAGACUUGGGCUGUUAAAGUUAUAAGACGAGCAGGAGAGGUGAUGGAGAUGCAAAACAGACGUCCACAGACUAAUGGAAGCUUUAAGGCUGAUGCACCUGGCGUGAAGGAUCCCAGUAAAAAAUGCAGAGAUGAUGUUCUGGGCCUCAGUCUGAGCUGGUCCUCAGACACAGGCAGAUGUGUGGACGCCUCCCCAGUGCUUCUGGUACAACACAGAACAGAUGUGAAGUCAGCAACAGUGUUCAUCGGCUCCCACUCUCACAGGAUCCAGGCUUUAGACCUGACCACCGGGAGCCUUCUGUGGGAGCGAGUUCUUGGGGACAGAAUCGAAGCCUCAGCCGCGGUGUCUCGCUGCGGGAGCCUCGUGGUCAUAGGUUGCUACGAUGGCUGUGUGUAUUUCCUGUGUGCCACGUCUGGAGAGACACGGUGGACGUUUAAGACGGGAGACGCUGUGAAGAGCUGUCCUGCUGUGGAUCCCCUCACAGGUCUGGUGAUAGUCGGCUCACAUGAUGGACACGUUUACGCCCUGGACCCAAAGGUCCAGCAGUGUGUUUGGAGGCGUCACUGUGGGGGUGGAGCUGUGUUUUCCUCACCCUACCUCCACACGUCACUCAGACGGCUGUAUGCAGCGUCACUGGGAGGUCACCUCCUCUGUCUUAACCCUGACAGCGGAGAGGUCCUGUGGUCGUACCGUAGAGACACCCCGUUCUUCUCUUCACCAAACGCCUCCUCUGGUCAGGUGGUGAUCGGAUCGGUGGACAAAAACAUCUGCUGCUUCAGCAACUCAGGGACACUGGUUUGGCAGUUUUUAACAGAGGGACCCGUCUUCUCCUCUCCGUGCGUCACGCCAGACCGGCAGAGGGUUCUGUGUGGAUCACAUGACGGCCAUCUGUACUGUUUGAACUGUGACGACGGCUCUUUAGUUUGGACGUUCCAGACCACAGGGAAGGUGUACUCCAGUCCGUGUGUGUUUGAUGGCUCUGUCGUGGGCAGGAGGGGGAAUCUGGUGGCUGUGGCCUCCACAGAUGGCACAGUGUGGGUCUUAGAUGAACAAGAUGGACGAAUGCUGGCGUCGUUCACUCUACCCGGGGAGCUGUUUUCAUCCCCAGUGGUGUUUGAACGCUCCCUCGUAGUCGGGUGCCGCAAUGACUAUGUGUACUGUCUAAAGCUGACUGUCAAAGAGGAAACACAGAAGGAUGAGGUGUAUUUCUCUUUUUUGUAAUAAACACUGAUUGCUUUUCAA